AUGGUGGAUUACUAUGAAGUUCUAGGAGUGCAGAGAUACGCCUCAUCCGAGGACAUUAAAAAAGCUUACCAUAAAGUAGCACUUAAAUGGCACCCUGAUAAAAAUCCAGAAAAUAAAGAAGAAGCAGAGAAAAAAUUCAAAGAAGUAGCUGAGGCAUAUGAGGUACUGUCAAAUAAUGAAAAACGGGUCAUUUAUGAUAAAUAUGGCAAAAAAGGAUUAGAUGGCGGAGGCAGAAGUCAUUUUGAUAAUGAAUGUGAGGAAAGCUUCACAUUCUAUAAGACAGAUGAUGUCUUUAAAGAAUUUUUUGGUGAAAGGGAUCCAUUUUCAUUUCACUUCUUUGAAGACUCACUUCAGGAUCUUUUAAAUAGUCCAAGACACACCUGUGGAAGAAGGAGAGGUACAGGAUCCUUUUUCCCUACUUCCAGUAACCAACCAGUUUAUCAGAGAUUUUCUUCCUAUGACACAAGAUACACAUCCUAUGGUUCACUGGGGCAUGAAGGCUUUACUUCAUCCUCUUCCCGGACAUUUGAUGGCAGUGAGAUGGGCAAGUACAUACCUGUUACAACUUCACGCAAAAUUACAAGCGGCAGAAGUCUUAGUACAAAGAAAAUUGAGUAUGGUCAGGAAACAGAAAUUGAAGAUGAUGGUGAGUUGAAAUCCUUCCUUAUGAACAGAGUGGCAGAUGAAGAAGGCUUUGCACAACGCAACUGGAGAAGGCAGUCAUUCACCCAUUAUCCAUCAAAUUCCUACAGUCCCAAACACGUAUCUCCAUUUCCUUUUGUGGACAAUCAUCAACAAGGUAUACCUUGGGUCACUAGCAACUGGGAUCCUUCUAUUAUCUCAGCAGGAUUCAAAGAAGGUAGUAAGAGGAAAAAAAAGAAGCACAAAGAGGGACAGAAGAAGAAGUCAACCAAAAGGAACCGCUAA
Messenger RNA from Dipodomys ordii (Ord's kangaroo rat), 927 nucleotides. It is a transcript of the gene Dnajb7, whose product is annotated as DnaJ (Hsp40) homolog, subfamily B, member 7. NCBI's taxonomy places the organism in Eukaryota, Metazoa, Chordata, Mammalia, Rodentia, Heteromyidae. The record is from RefSeq and is a predicted model, not a curated record. The coding region runs from base 1 to 927 and encodes 308 amino acids. Gene Ontology annotation, cellular component: endoplasmic reticulum membrane; cytosol. Gene Ontology annotation, molecular function: Hsp70 protein binding; ATPase activator activity. The transcript has a single exon. Gene Ontology annotation, biological process: protein refolding; positive regulation of proteasomal ubiquitin-dependent protein catabolic process.